Molecule: messenger RNA, 2113 nt
Organism: Asterias rubens (European starfish)
Lineage: Eukaryota; Metazoa; Echinodermata; Asteroidea; Forcipulatida; Asteriidae
Product: trafficking protein particle complex subunit 5-like
Exons: 7
Coding region: 29-595 (188 amino acids)
Biological process (GO): endoplasmic reticulum to Golgi vesicle-mediated transport
Cellular component (GO): TRAPPII protein complex; TRAPPI protein complex; TRAPPIII protein complex
Source: RefSeq, a predicted model, not a curated record
CCAGACUACUUAUUAUGGGCGAGUAAACAUGGCGGAACGAAAGACACAACAGAAGGGAAGUGUGGUAGAUCGCCCGCUCAGCAAGGGCAAAUCGGAGGUGAAUAUCAGUACAUUUGCCUUGCUGUUUUCUGAGAUGGUGAGUUACUGCCAGAACAGAGUGGGCUCGGUUCCUGAACUCCAAAGCAAAUUAUCUGAAAUGGGUCAGCAUGUUGGAGUUCGGAUUCUGGAUCUACUUUUCAUCCGAGAGAAAGGUCUGAAGAGAGAAACUAAACUACUCAACAUUCUCCUGUUCAUUAAGUCCAAUGUCUGGAAGGUUCUGUUUGGCAAGGAGGCUGAUAAACUGGAACAUGCUAAUGAUGAUGAGAGAACUUAUUACAUUAUAGAGAAGGAAUCGCUCGUCAAUUAUUUUAUUUCUGUCCCCAAAGAUAAAGGUAGUUUGAAUUGUGCAGCAUUCACAGCAGGCAUUGUAGAAUCAAUACUAUCAGGUUGCAACUUUCCGGCCAAGGUCACGGCUCAUUGGCACAAGGGUACCACCUUCAUGAUUAAGUUUGAGGAUUCCGUCCUAGCCAGAGAUAAGGCAUUGGAUCAACGGUAGCCAAAUACAGUCAUUGCAUGAUCUUAGUCUUAGUCUAUUAAAACUAUAACCCCUUUGAAACAUUCACUUGGAAUGGAUCCUUCCUCACUCUAACAAAACCCAACACAAUAUGGUUACUCAACACCAAAGCUUGGAUUAGAGUGGUAUACUGAAUUCAAUGUAAAACAUUCAGUUUACUAUAAAAAAUGCUUUUGGGUUUUGAUGGGUUUUGGGGUGGUUAAGGUUAAGUUCUUGGUACAACAAAAUCCAACGAAACAUGCUGUUGGAUCUUGAUGAGUUGGGUGGUUAGGGUUCGGUCCUCAGUCCAACAAAAUCAAACAAGCUUGCCUUUGGAUUUUGAACAGGAUGUUGAUGGGCUGGGAUUGUGUGGUUAAGGUUUGGUCCAACAAAAUCAAACAAAACUUGCUGUUGGAUCUUGAUGAGUUGGGUGGUUAGGGUUCGGUCCUCAGUCCAACAAAAUCAAACAAGCUUGCCCUUGGAUUUUGAACAGAAUCAAACAAACAUACUGUUGGAUUUUGAUGGCUUGGGUGGUUGGGGUUCAGUGACAGUUGUCGGUCCAACAGAAUUAAGUAAACAUGCUGUUGGAUUUGGAUAGGUUGGCUUGGGGUGGGUGGUAUAGGGUUCAAUCGUCAGUUCCCAAAAAAAUCACAUAAAAAAUGUUGUUGGAUUUUGAUGGAUUGGUAUUGUAAAGGUUCAAGUGGGCAAUAGUUAAAUAGUAUCUUCACAUUCUAUGUGGUGAACCAACAGUCUCUGGUAUACAGUGUUGGUGAAGAACACUUGCACAUAGUUUUCUACACCUAGAUGUAAGCAUUGAUUUUGUAGUUAAAAAACAACGCACAGGUACCCCUGUGAAACAUACUCAUUUAGGGUUUACCUUUCCACUUAGAUACAAGUAGUGAUUCCAAAAUUACAGUAAGCAUGAAGUUAAGGCUCUGAUGAGAACUUUUUGAAAUCGCAAACACAAAGAUUAUUUGAUGUACAAUCUGGAAAAGGUAACCAUUUAGAAUGGAUAAAUAUUGUCUUUAUGUCGUUUGUGAAAAAAAGCUUGAGUUUUAUUAUUAUUUCAGCACCAAUGUUCAAUAAAAUCGAAAUCAGAAAGAUUAUUUUGUGUACAAUCUGGAAAAAAGCCCUACCAUUUAGAAUGGAUAAUAUAUUGUCUUUAUGAAUUUUGUGAGAAAAGUUCAUAAAGGAAGUGAUAAGGAAGUGAUAGUUUGAUAAUCCCAUGCUGGAAGCAGAGAUGUCAUGUGUGGCUCAGGCUGGAAAGAAGCAGAGUCAUUACUUGUAAAUGUCUGGUCCUGAGCUAAGUCAUCAAUGAUACACAGAAACGCUGGAAACUUGUUUAUUGUAUUCUUGUGAAGUAAAGUUGUUUUCGUAAAAUGAUACAGACAUGGUAUUAGGUAUUGAUAAACUUCAAGAGAAUUUGUUUGUUAUAUGUAAAGACUGGACACUUUAAAUUGUUAUUUGUUAAUGUUGUUAUUGAGAAACUAUUAAAGAUUUGUAAGGCAUAAGAAGAAGAAA